CGGCCUCACUGGAGUUGGAUGUUGAUAUCAGCCUGACCGUCUCUGGAAUGAACUCCAAUUACUAUUCAGGUAAGGUGAUUGACAAGUACGCCAAUAUUUUAUUGGUGGUACAUGAUAUCAUUGGAGACACCGACUCAGCCAAGGACAUUUUACUGGACUUGAAAACCGCUUUCAAAGUGUUCACCAAGAACACUCAAUACUAUCCUUUGAUCUACGACACCAAGUUUGGUGGUGUGACUUCUUCUGCGUCUCAGAGUGGAGAUACCGGUGCUGACUUUGGUUCGGGAUACUACAAUGAUCACCACUUCCACUAUGGGUACUUUGUCCAUGCUGCAGCCGUGGUAGGGUACGUAGACAAACAAUUGGGAGGUUCUUGGGCAGACGAUAACAAGGACUGGGUCAACAGUUUAAUCAGAGACGUUGCCAACCCCUCUGAGGACGACACUUACUUCCCAGUAUCCAGAAUGUUUGACUGGUUUGCCGGCCACUCAUGGGCAGCCGGUUUGUUUGCCAGCGGAGACGGACGUAACGAGGAAUCAACGUCGGAAGACUACCACUUCUCAUACGGAAUGAAGUUAUGGGGAAGUGUCAUUGGAGACUCGUCCAUGGAAGGUAGAGGUGACUUGAUGUUAUCAGUUAUGAACAGAGCCAUGAACAAGUACUUCUACUACUCCGACGACAAUGAUGUGGCUCCAUCUGAAAUGGUCCCCAAUAAGGUUACUGGUAUUUUGUACGAUAACAAGAUUGCUUUCACUACUUUCUUUGGAGAUGGCGACGAGUACCCACAAUAUGUGCAUGGAAUUCAUAUGCUCCCAAUGGAUGCCGGUGCUGCUUCCAUCAGAGGAGAAGAAUAUGUCAAGCAGGAAUGGGAAGAAACCAUUGCUAGUUUUGUUGACAGUUUGACUGAUGGAUGGGCAGGUAUUCUUCGUCUUAACCAGGCGUUAUUCGACCCUGAAUCGUCGUACAAGUUCUUUUCGUCCGACGACUUCCUGUCGACCUACUUGGACAACGGACAGAGUAGAACCUGGAGUUUGGCCUUCUCUGGAGGUCUUUACAACUCGACUUAGAUAUGUAUAAUGGUAGUAUAAUCUGUAUUUUAGAAUUGAUAUUUGUAUGUUGGCUGACGGUGCGCAUUUUUUGCAGCCAUUUGGCUUAGACUAGAGGACCUGCUAUUAGGAAAUAAAUGUUUUACAUUCUAAAACAAGUGUUGGGGUGGUCUAACCCAUUGUUUGUAUUAUAUUCUCAUUGAAGUUGAGCUAAUAUUCUUCUUUUUCCACUCAAAAAUCAUCCAUAUUGGCAGCAGAUUAAUUCAACCUGAGUUUGUAACCUAUUACUUCAGCACUUAGAAAAUCGACUAACUUCUGGUUGUACAAAGGCACAUAACAUCUGACAGCAGUUGAUCAAAUCCCUUUGUUAAUCAGAAGGCAUCACGUCUCUGAAACGUUGAACUCU
Molecule: messenger RNA, 1452 nt
Organism: Yamadazyma tenuis ATCC 10573
Lineage: Eukaryota; Fungi; Ascomycota; Pichiomycetes; Serinales; Debaryomycetaceae
Source: RefSeq, a predicted model, not a curated record